AAAAAUUCUUCUUAUAUGUCGGGCCCCAACACCACUUGGACUUGGUGUAUUCAAAUGGGAGCUCAAGGAAUUAAUUUAAAACACACAGUAGUUCAGGCAGAGGCAGGCAUGAGUAGAGGCAGUGCAAAUAAGGAAGAAAAACUGGAACCGGUACAUGACUCCGUGGACUACAAGGGCCGUCCACUCCUCAAAUCCUCCUCCUUUGGGGGUUGGAGAUCCGCUAUGUUUAUUAUAGGUGUAGAGGUGGCUGAGAGAUUCGCCUACUACGGCAUCUCGUCGAAUCUGAUAACCUACUUGACGGGUUCGCUCGGCGAGUCCACCGCAACUGCGGCUGCGCGCGUUAACUUGUGGUCCGGUGUAGCUUCAUUGCUGCCUCUGCUUGGUGGUUUCGUUGCUGAUUCUUUCCUUGGCCGUUAUCGCACCAUUGUUAUUGCUACGAUUGUCUACCUAUUGGGACUAGGCAUGUUGACUCUGCUUGCCGUGAUUACUUCUCAUGACUGCCCAAAAAAUGGCGCUAGAAAAUCGUGUUCUCCUCCUCAACUCCAUAUAGGCUUGUUCUACUUUGCUUUAUACAUAGUCGCAAUCGGACAAGGUGGACACAAGCCUUGUGUUCAAGCAUUUGGAGCAGAUCAGUUUGAUGGGAAAGACCCAGAAGAGAGCAAAGCCAAAAGCUCAUUCUUCAAUUGGUGGUACUUCAGUUUAUCAAUGGGCAUAGUUGUAACACUUCUGGUGUUGGUCUACAUUCAGGACAAUCUCAGUUGGGCCCUCGGAUUCGGAAUCCCCUGUAUCGCAAUGGUAGCUGCAUUGGCCAUUUUCUUGUUGGGAACCAAGACCUAUAGAUACAGUGCCAAGGCAAAGACAAAGCACCCAAUUGUGAGAAUUGGUCUAGUGUUUGUCGCGGCAAUUAAGAACUGGAAAAUCACUCCUCAGGCGAUAGAAUUUCAAGAGGAAGGUUGUGGCUCCUCACCUCCUCAUAUUUCCAAGCAGUUCAAGUUCUUAAACAAAGCUUUGUUCAAACCAGCUGGUGUUGUGGAGGAUGGGAAAGCCUGUAGUAUCACAGAGGUUGAAGAAGCAAAGGCGAUAAUGAGGCUCAUUCCAAUAUGGGUUUCAUGCUUGGGUUAUGGCAUACUCUUUGCACAAGUAUCAACCUUCUUUACAAAGCAAGGAGUUACCAUGGACAGAACACUCACGUCAAGCGUCAAUAUUCCACCUGCUACGCUACAAAUUUUCAUUGGCGUCUCAAUUGUUCUCUUGAUUCCAGUGUAUGAUCGAGUUUUCGUUCCGAUAGCAAGAUCGGUAACUAAGAAAUCAUCUGGUAUCACCAUGCUUCAGAGAAUAGGAAUUGGUAUGGUCUUAUCCGCUAUGGCCAUGGUAAUUGCAGCUCUAAUAGAGACAAAAAGGCUCAACACAGCACAAGAACAUGGUCUAGUUAACAUACCAAAAGCAACCCUUCCAAUGAGUGUAUGGUGGCUGGUUCCCCAGUACAUUCUGUUUGGUGCUGCAGAUGUGUUCACUAUUGUUGGUUUGCAAGAAUUCUUCUAUGAUCAGGUCCCAACAGAGUUGAGGAGUAUGGGUCUUUCCUUUUAUUUGAGUAUUUUUGGUGUAGGGAGCCUCUUAAGCAGCCUGCUUGUCUCUGUUAUUGACAAAUCACAUAAAGAUAGCUGGUUUGAUAAUAACCUUAACCAGGCACAUCUUGAUCGGUUCUACUGGUUACUGGCUGGACUAAGUGGCGGAGGUUUUCUUUUGUUUUUGUAUUUUGCUAAAUCUUACAUUUAUAAGAGGUAGAUUAUAUAUCUAAAUGUGCUCACUUUCUUCAACUGUUAGAUUGUUCAUCUAAUGUUGACAUGAAAGCUAGGCAUUGCUGUUUUCUUGUGGUGCAUUUGUUUGUGAAGCAGGAGUUUGAUAGUGCUAUCAUUGCUGGUUUAAUCCAAUGCGUCUGCAGCUAAGAACGUGAACGCGUGGAUCGAUACCCCACCAUUGUCGUCUAUUCUCUUGCAUAUAUUUUGGUAAAUCUACCAUAUGUUUAUAUAACUUGUCAAUGCGGUCCCAUUCCUUAAUGAAUUUCUGGUUUUUACCUGGAUUUGAAAUUAUUCAAGCU
This is a messenger RNA of Tripterygium wilfordii, 2098 nucleotides long. Its product is annotated as protein NRT1/ PTR FAMILY 5.10-like. NCBI's taxonomy places the organism in Eukaryota, Viridiplantae, Streptophyta, Magnoliopsida, Celastrales, Celastraceae. The record is from RefSeq and is a predicted model, not a curated record. Gene Ontology annotation, molecular function: dipeptide transmembrane transporter activity; tripeptide transmembrane transporter activity. Gene Ontology annotation, cellular component: membrane. Gene Ontology annotation, biological process: transmembrane transport; dipeptide transport. Bases 16 to 1785 code for a protein of 589 amino acids. The transcript has 4 exons.